Messenger RNA from Recurvomyces mirabilis, 1839 nucleotides. RefSeq lists its product as uncharacterized. The coding region runs from base 1 to 1839 and encodes 612 amino acids. Lineage: Eukaryota; Fungi; Ascomycota; Dothideomycetes; Mycosphaerellales; Teratosphaeriaceae. The transcript has a single exon. The record is from RefSeq and is a predicted model, not a curated record.
AUGGCAAGCCCAGCCGUUGGCAACUGGGCCUACGCUGUGCCCUUGAACGAGACAAACGGCCACGCCGCACCACCACCACAACAACGAGACUCCGCCUUCGCAGCACUAGGAGCCCAAGACCCAAUAGCCCGCCGUCGCACACCUUCAGCACAUCGUCGUCCGAGCGAUUAUGGUAUACAGUCGGACAGCGAAGCAGUGACCGCCCGCAAGAUGUCCACGCGAGCUAGUUCUGCAUCCGCGGGUCGCAAGAGGUCACGACAUGGGUUGAGAGAGUCCCUACCAGACAAUCCUCCUGGAGAAGGGAACGUAGACGAUUCGGCGUGGAUCCACCGAGAUAAACUUGCGCAGAUCGAGAUCCAGGAGAUGGCGGAAGCAGGUAUCAAUGUUCGGCAGUCAAGGAGAUCAGGAAGUGCAGGUGGUGAAGGCGGGGCGAAAGGGAGGAGUUCGAGGAGCCAGAGUCGUUCGAGAAAGGCCGUUAGUAGGGAGGCGCAGGAGGAGCAAAUGGAGGAGUUGAAUGGACAGUAUGCUUCUUUCGACGACUAUCGGAGGAAAAGGGUAUCUACUAUUCCUGCUGCGGAUGAUCUGGAGCGAGAAGAGGAGGAGUCGCAUGGGUAUGGAACGAGUCCGGUUAUGGAGAAUGAGCUCAGGACGCCAGAAGAAGUGGCUAGUGAGCAGCAACAACAGCCGAUCUUGCAACAGCAGAGGGUCAUCAGACCUAGUACGUCCAGAAUACCCAUCUCGAAGAUUGCUACAGUACCCGUGCCACAGCAGGUAGUAGAACGGGACUCGCCGCUGGGAAGAAACAGGCAGGGCAGUGGUGGAUGGCACGAGAAUUGGGACGAAGGACAGUAUGCGAGACGAGCGAGAGGCGAUAGUGUCGGCAGUCAGGUGCUGCUUGAUGAGUACGAAAAUGGUGCACAGGAGGGAAACUCGCCAACUAAAGCCCGUGCACCGGCCAAGAACACUCCCACAGGACGAAAAGCCUCACAAAACCAGGUAAACAGCCGUCCAACGUCCUCGCACCUCACGAACGGCAAUACAAAGAACCGCACGCCAUCUACACCAGCCACCAACACGACACCCUCAGGCCGACCAGUAUCAAGAUCAGGACCCGGCCAUAAAUCUCGACCCAGCACUGGCCACGCCCACGCUCCCGAAGGUGAAGCUCCCUGGAUUGCCUCGAUGUACAAACCCGACCCGCGCCUUCCGCCAGAUCAACAAAUGCUACCCACGCAUGCCAAGCGUCUACAGCAGGAACAGUGGGAACGGGAGGGAAAAAUGGGUAGUGCGUAUGACCGGGACUUCAGGGUUGUUGGGGAGAAGGAGUUACCUGAGCCGGUUCAGCAACCGUUGCAUGAGCGACUGCAGCAGCGGCAGGGUGGCGAUGGGCUGGGAAUUGUCGGUGGAGGUGGUGGAAGAGCUGUUGGCCUCAGUCCGGUGAUACCUGGGUCGGCACAGUACUUCGAUCAGCCUUCGCCUGUUUCCGCCUACAGCAACGGCAACAAUGCCAAUUCGCCUGAUCGUCCAUGGCCUCUCAGCCCAACGAAGAGCGAUGAUGCGCGCUCUGUCACCGGUUCUCUCAGACCGGGAACCAGUGGAGGGUAUAAGAUCACACCUACCAUCACUGAUCCGUCGGCCAAUAUGCAGCGCGCGAGUGCCGCUACGACAGUCGGAGGGGCUGGAAGUGCCCAAGGUGGGAACGCCAGGGCUGGUGCACAGCCGCACAAUGCCACGCCGAGGAUACCGGACUACGGGAACGAGAAGGAAGUUGUCGGACCGACCGAUAAGGAAGGCAAAGAGAAGAAGAGUAGAAGCUGUGGGUGCUGUGUCGUGAUGUAA